Molecule: messenger RNA, 1543 nt
Organism: Alnus glutinosa
Lineage: Eukaryota; Viridiplantae; Streptophyta; Magnoliopsida; Fagales; Betulaceae
Product: patatin-like protein 7
Exons: 3
Coding region: 72-1334 (420 amino acids)
Biological process (GO): lipid metabolic process
Source: RefSeq, a predicted model, not a curated record
CCUCCCCAUUCAAUAUAAAGGCAUUCCUAGCCCUCUCCCUCUCUUAAAAGUUACAUCAAAUUGCAAAAGCAAUGGCGGCAGUGUCUGUGUCUACAUCCCCCAUGCUUAAUAUUGACGUCGAUAAACUUACCUAUGAAAUCUUCUCCGUCCUCGAGAACAAGUUCCUCUUCGGCGGCUACGACUACGGCCAUCCCGAUCCCGAUCCAAAGCUCUCCCAACACUUGAAAUCAAGCAAACACAACCCGGCCUCCAAGGUCAGGAUCCUCUCCAUCGACGGCCGCGGCGCCACCGACGGCAUCCUCGCCGCCACUUCCCUCGCCCGCCUCGAGGCCUCCCUCCGCCGCAAAUCCUCCAACCCCGACGCCCGCAUUGCCGACUUUUUCGACGUCGUGGCCGGAUCCGGCGCCGGCGGAAUCCUCGCCGCCCUUCUCUUCACUCGCGGCAAAGAUGGCGCCCCGUUGCUCACCGCCGACCAGGCCCUCAAGUUCCUCGUCCGGAACCGUCGUAAGAUCUUCCCGUCGUCGCCGUCGGGGAUUUUAGGGCGGAUUAUCCGGCCGGCGAAGGCGGAGAGGCUCUUACGUAAAACAUUCGGAGAGUCCACUCUGAAGGACACUUUGAAGUCGGUUCUGAUACCCUGCCACGACCUGUCCACCAACGCGCCGCUUCUCUUUUCCCGCGCGGAUGCCCUGGAGAUGGACGGCUAUGAUUUCAAGAUGAGGGACGUGUGCACUGCCACCUCGGCGUUGCGGCCCGUGGAGAUAGCGUCGGUGGACCGGAGGACGAGGUUGGUGGCCGUGAGCGGUGAAAUCGCGAUGAGCAAUCCGAUGGCUGCGGCAAUUACGCACGUGCUACAUAACAAGCUGGAGUUUCCGCUCUGUAAAGGAGUAGAGGAUCUGCUGGUCGUGUCCUUGGGAAACGGAGAGUCUGAAAGUGGUGUUGGAAGGCCGCCCGCUGGCCUUGUAGGGAUAGCCGGAGAAGGAGCUGCCGACAUGGUGGACCAAGCAGUUUCACUGGCGUUUGGCGAGUGUCGGACAAGUAAUUAUGUUCGCAUUCAGGGAAAUGGCAGUCUAGCUAAAACGCCGAAGCCUAGGGAUAUAUUGGGCAUCACAGAAAAUAUGUUAACACAGAAAAAUGUGGAGUCUGUUUUAUUUAAAGGGAGGAAGAUGGGCGAGAGCACAAAUUUGGAGAAGCUAGAACUGUUUGCUGGAGACGUAAUUAAAGAUGAAGAGAGGAGAAAAACCAGCAUUUUGCCCACCGUGGUGUUGAAGCAAACUUCGCCGUCCCCGAGAACGUCUUCUGCCACUACUCUAUCAACUCUAUCUUCCUGCGCCUAAGUUUAAAAAUUUAAUCAGUUGAGUUAUGAAUAUGUAUCCGCUGCCGCUCGUGGUGAAUCAAACACGUCCGAGUCUGAGCUGAUUUGAGUUUCUGAGUGCACCUACAUUUUUUCAUUUUUCCUAUUCCUAUUCACUACCUGUGUGUAAAUAUCAGAUAUAUUAAUCUAUAUUGUUGAUGGUUUAAAAUUAUAUUAAAUCAAUGAUUGCUA